Molecule: messenger RNA, 3167 nt
Organism: Hyaena hyaena (striped hyena)
Lineage: Eukaryota; Metazoa; Chordata; Mammalia; Carnivora; Hyaenidae
Gene: ARSI
Product: arylsulfatase family member I
Exons: 2
Coding region: 548-2266 (572 amino acids)
Source: RefSeq, a predicted model, not a curated record
GCGGUGUCCCCCCAGGCCCGCCCAACCCGUGCCUCCCUCCCCUUCCCCGCUGGGGUCCUGCCCGCCUCCCUGCGGGGAGCCCGACUGUUCUCAGCACUCCGGGCGGGGCGAGAGGCCGGGCUGGGGGCUGGAGGGUCGGGAGGAGGAGGAAGGGAAAGCAGAGGCGAGAGAAAUUAGGAGGCGGGAGAAAUCGAGGGCUAGUAGGAAGGCGAGAGUCGGAGGAUGGUGGAGAGCACUUUUUGGAAGCCGCCACGCCGCGUCUCAGGCUGGCCCGGCUGAGCUGGGGGAGAGGGAGCGAGGGCGGCGCAGGGCGGGCGCGCAGGCGGCGCGAGGCGGCUCGGCGCGGGCCUGACCUCCCCGGAGCGCCCCGCUGCGGCCGCUCAGGUCCGGCCGCCGGUCCUGGGCCAGCCCCCGGGCCACCCCCGGGGCCGCUGAACGAUCUCGCAGCGUCCAGGCCGGCCAGCCGGCGUGCGUGCGGGCCGUGCGCCCUGGGCGCGCGAGGCGGUGAGGCCCCGGGAACCCUGUGCGCCCGGACGCGCGGGCCGGCAUGGCGAUGCACGCCCUCACUGGCCUCUCGCUGGUCAGCCUGCUUAGCUUCGGCUACCUGUCCUGGGACUGGGCCAAGCCGAGCCUGGUGGCCGACGAGCCCGGGGAGGCGGGCGUGGAGCAGCCUUCAGCCGCUCCACCCCAGCCUCCCCAUAUCAUCUUCAUCCUCACCGACGACCAGGGCUACCACGACGUGGGCUACCAUGGCUCAGAUAUAGAGACCCCGACGCUGGACCGGCUGGCAGCUGAGGGUGUCAAGUUGGAGAAUUAUUACAUCCAGCCCAUCUGCACGCCUUCCCGGAGCCAACUUCUCACUGGCAGGUACCAGAUCCACACGGGGCUCCAGCACUCCAUCAUCCGCCCUCGGCAGCCCAACUGCCUGCCCCUGGACCAGGUGACGCUGCCCCAGAAGCUGCAGGAGGCAGGGUACUCUACCCACAUGGUGGGCAAGUGGCACCUGGGCUUCUACCGGAAGGAGUGCCUGCCCACCCGCCGUGGCUUUGACACCUUCCUGGGCUCGCUCACGGGCAACGUGGACUACUACACCUAUGACAACUGUGACGGGCCGGGGGUGUGCGGCUUUGACCUGCACGAGGGCGAGAGUGUGGCUUGGGGGCUCAGCGGCCAGUAUUCCACUCUGCUCUAUGCCCAGCGUGUCAGCCACAUCCUAGCUAGCCACAGCCCCCGGCGGCCUCUCUUUCUCUACGUAGCCUUCCAGGCGGUGCACACGCCCCUGCAGUCCCCUCGUGAGUACCUGUACCGCUACCGCACCAUGGGCAACGUGGCCCGGCGGAAGUAUGCAGCCAUGGUCACGUGCAUGGAUGAGGCUGUGCGCAACAUCACCUGGGCCCUCAAGCGCUAUGGUUUCUACAACAACAGUGUCAUCAUCUUCUCUAGUGACAAUGGCGGCCAGACCUUCUCCGGGGGCAGCAACUGGCCGCUGCGGGGACGCAAGGGCACUUACUGGGAAGGUGGGGUGCGCGGCCUGGGCUUUGUCCACAGCCCCCUGCUCAAGCGGAAGCGCCGGACCAGCCGGGCACUGGUGCACAUCACCGACUGGUACCCGACCCUGGUAGGUCUGGCCGGAGGCACCGCCUCGGUGGCCGAUGGGCUGGACGGCUACGAUGUGUGGCCGGCCAUCAGUGAGGGCCAGGCCUCACCACGCACAGAGAUCCUGCACAACAUCGACCCGCUCUACAACCAUGCGCGGCAUGGCUCCCUGGAGGCCGGCUUCGGCAUCUGGAACACUGCCGUGCAGGCCGCCAUCCGCGUGGGCGAGUGGAAGCUGCUAACGGGCGACCCCGGCUACGGCGACUGGAUCCCACCGCAGACGCUGGCCGCCUUUCCUGGCAGCUGGUGGAACCUCGAGCGUAUGGCCAGUGCCCGCCAGGCAGUGUGGCUCUUCAAUAUCAGCGCCGACCCGUACGAACGGGAGGACCUGGCUGGCCAGCGACCUGACGUGGUCCGUGCCCUGCUGGCCCGUCUGGCAGACUAUAACCGCACAGCCAUCCCUGUGCGCUACCCGGCUGAGAAUCCCCGGGCCCACCCUGACUUUAAUGGGGGUGCCUGGGGGCCCUGGGCCAGUGAUGAGGAAGAGGAGGAAGAGGCAGGCAGGGCUCGAAGCUUCUCCCGAGGGCGCCGCAAGAAAAAGUGCAAGAUUUGCAAGCUGCGAUCCUUUUUUCGUAAACUCAACACCAGGCUGAUGUCACAGCGGAUCUGAUGGGGCGUGCAGGGGGGAGGUGAGGAUCUCUGUCUCUCUAGAUGUACUUCCCCAUUCAAACCUGGCCCUGUUCCUCCCCAGGGAGAGGCCUGAGGCCAAGUCCCCAUCUGCAGGGACAUGGAGGGCAUAGAGCCCCUCAAAUGAAGGGUGCAGGGCUUGGCUUGGGGGAGAAUAAACUAGAUUGGGGUGCCUGGAUUCCAAUCCUGCCUGUCCACUGACUUGCUCUGUGACCUCAGGUGGUCUGCAUGAGCUCACUGGGCCUCAGUUUCCUCAUCUGUAAAUGAGCUCUGUUGAUUUUGUGGCUCUGUGAUGUGAACCCGGGGGCUGGGGCCAUGGUGGAGUUGCCGUUGACCUUGCCACCUCCCAGCUCAUUUAAAAGCUCACGCUUGGGCCCUGCACUUCUGUGGUACUGCUUGGGUGAGGGGUCAUGUGGAGGCAGCUUGAGGCGUGGACCCUAGCUGAGUCAUGGCAAUCUGGCCACUCUCUGAAGGGAUCCUCUGAUGCUGAGGGUGAGGGCGGGGGAGGGGAAGGGAGACAGGGCUGGCAGCUGACCUUCCGGGUCUUCACAUGGCUUGGGCCAGCCCUGGGGCCACACUGGUGCUGGGGGCUGUGGCAGAAAGCUCUGUCCCCCAGCACCCAGAGGAUCAACCUGGCUGUCAGCUGCUGCAGGAUCAAGGGUGGUAGAAACGGCUGUGAAAAGAGGCCCUGAAUCAAUAGUCAGGACACUUGGGUGCUUCUUUGACCUUGGGCCCGGUCCUUCACCUGUGGGCCUCAGUUUCCCCAUCUGCAAAUCGGGGGUGCUAGCCUGAGCUCUGCCUACCUCACAGGGUCAUAGAGAACUGGCCAAAUUAAUGGUGGUGGAGGAGCCCAUGCACUUGAUUAAAAUGCAGUAACCUGGAAA